Molecule: messenger RNA, 1724 nt
Organism: Striga asiatica
Lineage: Eukaryota; Viridiplantae; Streptophyta; Magnoliopsida; Lamiales; Orobanchaceae
Source: the annotation of a GenBank genome assembly
UUGUCACCUACCCAUUGCAUUGCACGUGCACGCCAUCUAGCUCUAUCUGUCUUUCUUGCAUACCGGAGGGAAUUCAACUAGUGGCAAACCAUUACAUUACAUACCCAACUCAGAAAAUUAGAAAAUAAAUAAUAAACUGAAAUAUAGUACAAUCGUGAAUGUGUGAUUACAUUACCCACACUUAAUAAGAGACGAGUUUACAAUAGAAAUAUCACAAGAAAAUAGGAAGGAUGGGAAGUUGUUUGCCCCUCUUGGGCAUGUUACUGGCCGUUACCUCUUUGGCCACAAACAUGAUUAUAAGCAAAAUGGCCAUGUCCAAUGGCACCAGCAACUUCAUUUUAUCUGUCUACUCCAAUGCAUUGGCCACUUUCAUUCUCUUUCCUUGUGCCUUUCUCUUUCACAGGUCAAAACGGCCCCCUCUCACAUUCCCAAUACUUUGCAGGAUUUUCUUGCUUGCUUUGUGUGGGUCGGUAAAUUCUUGCUUAGCUGAUAUCAGUAGCUAUGCUGGCAUCAAAUAUAGCUCCCCAACACUUGGAACAGAGUUGUUGAAUCUUGUUCCUGGUUUCACUUAUAUUCUUGCCAUCAUUUUCAGGAUGGAAAAAUUCAGUUUGAGAAAAUCAAGUUGCAUUUCAAAGUUAUUGGGUACCAUUAUAUCUAUUUUCGGGGCGUCUAUUGUGACUCUCUACAAGGGUCCCGCAAUCAUAAAUAAGAUAUUAUUAACCUUGAAUUCUUCGUCAUCACAACAAAAUUGGGUUGUUGGAGGAAUUUUGCUCGCGAGUGCUGCUUUCUCAACUGCAUCAUGGUCUAUAGUUCAGACUUGGAUUCUUAAGGUAUACCCUGCAGAGAUGAUGAUAGUGGCCAUUUACUGCCUCUUUGUUACCAUGCAAUCUACAUUAGUUGGUUUGAUUGCCGAAAACGAUAUAACAGCUUGGAAACUUCAAACUCAGAUAGGAUUGCUUGCUGUGUUGUACGCGGGAAUCGUAAACAUAACAUUCCGGCUCUAUAUGAUGUCAUGGUGCCUCUCGAGGACGGGCCCACUUUUUGUGUCUCUAUUCAAUCCAUUGACCAUUGUUAUAUCAGUCGUCAUAGGCGUCUUAUUUUUCCAUGAAGUUCUCUAUUUCGGAAGUGUGGUUGGUGCCAUUAUACUAGUAAUCGGUUUCUAUGCUGUUAUUUGGGGUAAAGCCAAAGAAAGUGAAGAAGUAAUUUGUGUAGAAUCAAGAAGCCAUGAGGUCCCAUUAUUGCAAGAAGGUAUUGAACAAGCCUAAGAUGUCUUAGGAAAGUGUUGUUUGGCAUUUGUUCCGUUCAAUUUACCAUGAGUUGUAUGUAUAUAUAUGUUUCUCACUCAUCUGCUGAGAUAGGAUUUGUGAUAUGUGCCAAGUGUAUAUUGAUAUUGAUAAGUGAUACGAUAUUCUAGGGGUGCACAAAGUUCGGUUAAACCGAGCUGAACCGAAAACCGAUUUAUGCACAUAUCUAUACAUGUUUUUUAUUUAUACAUAUAAGUUAUAAAAGCAUUGAUUUGCUUCAACGAUUGAUGAUUUUCAAGCUUCAAUGACCCCUAAAAUGGCUCAAGCAUUAAUUUGCACUCAAGAUUGGCUUCGUCAUAGUCUAAGUCACGGUUCGGGUCCGAGAUCUUCUUUUGAGGAGAAUUUAGAAUUUAUUGAGAAGAUUAAACAAGGUGAUAAACAAUCUAUUUUUUGGUUCGAAAUAAAAUUAAAUUUUUGGUG